Molecule: messenger RNA, 7070 nt
Organism: Sycon ciliatum
Lineage: Eukaryota; Metazoa; Porifera; Calcarea; Leucosolenida; Sycettidae
Exons: 32
Coding region: 745-5721 (1658 amino acids)
Biological process (GO): adenylate cyclase-activating G protein-coupled receptor signaling pathway; cell surface receptor signaling pathway
Cellular component (GO): plasma membrane
Molecular function (GO): calcium ion binding; G protein-coupled receptor activity
Source: RefSeq, a predicted model, not a curated record
UUUAGCCAAGCGCCUCGGAGAGUUUUGUUUCUCCUGAGGCUGAGGCUGAUUAUUUCCUGUUUCGGACACAAACUGCAGGAAAAAAGCUGAAAGCGGCAGUAGCCGGAUAGCAUUAUUUCGCAGCGUCAGAAAGAUCCGAAACUGGCGAGCGUUUGACUGUGAGGCCAUCUGGAGAGUGUUGGGACCAGGACGCAACGCCUCAGUUACACGCGCCGCCGAGUACAGCACAGUUUCAAUACUCAAUCUUGUUCAGCCUGUCCGAAUUACAAAGGGGUGGAGGUGUGAACACGACUUAGCCCUCUGCGGCCAUCCGACUCCGUGAGACACGCCUGGUGUGACGCGUGCGGCCCGCAGCACACAUAGCAAGCAAAGACAAGUAUUUCAUUAGUUUGUAACAAACACACCACGUGGCCACGCCGGGCCCGGAUACUGAGUAGAUCUGCGUAGAAAUCAGCAAAGAACGUUACGUCCCAGCGUGCCGGAGUGCGCAAGUCAUCGAGCUCGAUUAUCCAUCAGCCCCAGCCUGCCCAGGACAUCGUCAUCUCCGACUUGUGUCCACGAAAUGCUGUAGCGUGAGCGACGUGCAUGGAGAAACGGAGGAGCCAGAACCUUUAGUCCUGAUGACCAGACGAUACAUCGCGGAAAUAGCCCACAUAGCCUGGCAUCGGUGAUGUUCCGUUGAGAAUAGCGGACGUAUCCAGUUCAGUUUUCGUUGUCUUUGUUCCAAUCAGUUCGUCUGCAGUCAUGGAGUAUUGUGGCGAAUUGCUGUUGCUACUCCUGCUCGCAACGUCGUUCAUAGUUCCCGUUAUGAUGAGCAAUAAUUGUCAAGUGGAUGCCGACGGAGUACCAACCAACUCCGCUAUGUGCGCGGACGGUCACACCUACGUCUACUAUAACGAAGCGGGGUGCGACUUUGAAGGCGCUGUGGCGUUUUGCAAGUACAGGAAUGCCACUCUGCCUCUUCCGCUGAAUCAAACCAUUGACUCGUGUAUCCGGGAGCUUGAUUCCAGAAACAACAGACGCCUGUGGCUGGGUUUCAUGCGUAGUAGUUCGGGGCAGAACUGGAGUGCCGUGCUACCGAACAUUACGGGCGUAUCUGAUAACCUCAGGGGGGCUGACAAGAAAUUGUGCGUUCGUAUCCACACCAAUUACUUUGAAUGGAAGGAGGAAGAGUGCAACAAUGAGGACAACGUGAACGCUGUGGUCUGCGUCACAAGUCCGCCGCCAGUCAUGUGUAACGUGAGUAGCUUUGCCAAUGGCGUGGUUGUGCAGCAGAGUGACGGUACGUACAAGGUGUCCUGCACCAGCCCCGGAUACAGCCUGACGUCGGGCAAUUCCACGGUGACCUGCGGCGACAACGGAGUGUGGCAGGCAACCGGAUCAUGCGUAGUUGACUGUGGCAGCAUUCCAGCCAUCCCUAAUGGAAUUCUCUUGGAGACAACAGACAGACAGGCAGUUCCCGGCAGACGUGUGGGCUACACGGUUAUGCUGUCCUGUAACCCAGGCUACCAGCUAGCAACUCCUGCUGAUGGUAGCAUCACGUGCGGAGCGGACGGGAACUGGUCGCUCUCUUCGUCGACACCUUGCAUCACAAACCCAGCAACCCCUUCCCCGUGCACUGGACCGCUGCCAGAUGUAGUUAAUGGUGUUGUCAUGCCGCUGAAUGACAUGGAUAACCAGACACUGGUGGUGCAAUGCAGCGACGGUUAUCGGAUAAACAGCAGCAUCGUCAACACAAUGGGCAGCAGCAGCAACAGCAGCAGCAGCAGCAGUAGCAGCAGCAGCAGUGGUAGCAGCAGUAGUAGCAGCAGUAGCAGUAGCAGCAACAGCAGCAGCAGCAGCAGCAGCAGUAGUAGCAGCAGUAGUAGCAGCAGUAGCAGUAGCAGCAACAGCAGCUAUGGUGGCGUAAUUACCUGUGGGCCCAACCAGCAAUGGCAGCUACCGUCGCCGCCUGUAACCUGUGAAGAUGUGAAUGAGUGUUCCAGCAAUACGCAUAACUGCACUCCAGCGCAGAACUGUACUAAUCUACCAGGCUCUUUCCGCUGCGAUGGGGUUGCCUGUCUUUAUCGUGAGUUUGAUAACGGAUGCUGGCGCUACGCCACUGCGACAUCACACUUGGCAGAGGCAGCAUGCAGGAACGGCUAUCAACCACAACCGAAUAGCUUGUUUAUAUCUCAGUGCGACUUAACAACUUCGCUUCCGUCCCCUCCACCCAGUGAUUACUGCACAAUCGGACCGUGUGGCGAAGUCACUCCUUUGCUCAAUGGCUAUGCGCAGCUUAUAAAGGAAUGUCCUCCACCGCAGCGUGCACCCCAGGCCCAGGUACAGUGUCACCGUGGAUACUCUCCCUCAGUGCCAACGAUAGAAUGUAACGGGACUCACUGGCAGACAGUAUCGGAUAUCUGUAGGGAUGUGAAUGAGUGUUCCAGCAAUACGCAUAACUGUACUCCAGCGCAGAACUGUACUAAUCUACCAGGCUCUUUUCACUGCGAUGGGGACGUGGAUGAGUGCAACAUCACAGCCAACACGUUUCCGUGCCCCGACAAGGAUGGAGAGAUAUGUGUCAACACUCCGGGAAGCUUCUUCUGCAAACCAUUUUGCGAAGUGGCAUGUGGCGAUGCGUCCUGUGGCCUGGAUGCGAUCGGUAACUGGACAUGCUUCUGCAAUGAUAGCGCUCAAGUGUACAAUGCGUCGUUGCGCACCUGCCACUGCGGGACAAUGCAGCUUGAGAGCAUCGUGGAGGAAACUGAGCGCCUUAUAUGCAUAAUUAAGCAGAACACGACGUCGGCGACAACACUGAUGACGUUCCUGAGCAGCGAGACAGCCAGCAGUGAGGAGAUACUCUCGGCGCUGCGGGGUGCAUUGUCGGACCCGAUCAACUUGACAGCCAGAACUGUAGAACAGGCCAUUCAACGGCUGGUGAACUUGAGUUACUUUGACAGCAAUUUUACGGCGUGGAACAAUUUGGGAAAUCAGCUGUUGGACUUUGGCACCAACCUUCUGUUUCUGGGCGGCAAAGACGAGGCGGUUAUUACUCAGCCUCCGAGUGCCGGUUCUGGACUGUCGUUUGGUCUGUUCACUCUUCACCUGACGGAGCCGCAUGACUCGACACUAUGCCUGGAUUAUACAACAGACGGAACUGGAAUGGUCACGAUAAGCCAGGGCAAUGGCUUGCCAGGCACCGCCGGCACCAUUGCAAUCUGCCAGGCGCCCAGCUUGAACAUGGCGCGCGCACCUACUGCCUCGUUCCUGUACGAGAGUCGCUUUCCCCGCAACGCGGAGGCACUGCUCUCCACGCAGUGCAACAGCGAUGACCUCGUGCCCGCGUUUGUCGGCCAUGUUACAGUUGCCGGAGUGGCGUCGAUGGCCUUCCGCUCCAAUACGUUUGGCGUGUCGCGGAUCUGUGCCGAGUUCAACUACACGACAAACUGUUAUCAACUUCUGAACGAAGUCAAUUUCCCACUGAGAAGGGGCUCUGUUCACAGAUGCAACGCUACCAACGCCGGGACGUACACCUUGCUAUCCAGGCUGAUAGAUGACUCGCAGAACGAGGAGUCAGUGAACAUGGUUAUCAACAGAUUGCGAGCACCCGGAGCAAAUAUCACAGAUCAGCUACUCGAGAAUGCUGUUUCCGUCUUGGACAAUAUCCAGUAUCCUACACAAUCUGAAAUGGUGGCUGAAGCGGUUGUUAGUAUAGUCAAUCUGCUGGCAUCAGCACCGGAAUCAGUUCUGAGUACGGCCAGUGAAACCAACACCAGCCAGAGGUUGCUAGUUAGCCUUGAGGACUACAACGGUCGCGUGCUGAUCGCCGUCGGAAGUGAAAAGGUGUACUCGGGCAGGGCGUACUCGUCGCUGACGCGGUCCGUCGACUCCGCUGCCAUUAGCGACACACGGCUCACCUCCCACGGUGUGGAUGGGAUGCUCACGGGCGAGGGCAUCGAGGUCAGCCUGCCCGAGGGGUUGGUGAGGAGAGGUGUGGGUAAUAUCGAGGACGGGGAGGACGCUGGCUCAGUGCAGAUUCAGUUCUCCAUCUUCUCCGGCAAGGCGCUGAACUUCUUCCGAGAUCCGAAUGAAGUACGCGAUAUGAGCGCUGUUGCGGCGAUUGCUGUCGGUGCUCGGGACAUUGAUGAUGCUGCGGAUACUCCGGUCACCAUUACGUUUACUAUAUCUAGGGAUAUCCGCAAUGCUACCUGCGCAUUUUGGGACAUUGGCGCUAAUGAUGGUCUGGGUGGCUGGAGUAGCCGUGGCUGUUAUCUGAUGUCAAUAAGCAACAGCAGUAAUACUAGCGCUGGAGGUGGUGUCAAUGUUAGCUGCCAAUGUGAACAUCUCACACACUUUGCCAUUCUCUUUUCCAGCACAGCUGCCACUUCCAACACCCAACCUCUGGAGAUCAUCACAUACAUAGGUGCUGGCAUAAACGCUGUCAUCCUCAUUUUCCUUAUCGUCACCAUUGUAGCAUUCAGGAAGUUACGACGGGAGAUUCGCCUGCGCCUUCUCAUUCAGCUGUUCCUCUGCUACGUCAUCAUGGCAACCAUACUCAUGCUCUUGCCACUGGCAAACGACACGCGUGAUUCGUGCAUCGCCGCGUCGGUAUUGCUUCACUUCUUUGUCAUGGCCGCACUGGCCUGGUCCAGUGUAGAAGCGUUUCAUCUCUAUCGUACGUUGAUCACUGUCUUCGCCAAGGAGGUCCGCUUCUACUUUGCAAAGUGCUGCAUCGCUGGCUGGGGUCUGCCAGCGCUUAUAGUGUUCAUCAAUCUUGCUGUCGGUGAAUUUAAACUCGAUAACUACGUGAACGCAGAUGACAGCGGAAACCUUCCAUCGGACUACCGGUGUUUCCUAACAACAUUGCCUAACCGUAACCACUACUACUACCCGUUCAUCCUGCCAAUGUGCCUCUUCCUGGCCUUCAACGUUGCCGUGUUUGUGCGGCUGGUGUACGUGAUCCGCAAGACGCAAACCAGCGACGGCAAAGGAAUCAAGCACUGGCGGAGACAGUUGCUGACGUCAAUCAGCAUUGCCACUCUAGUCGGUCUCAACUGGUUGCUGACUAUCGGUCUGCUUGUCGACGCCGAUGGCCAUACAAACAUUGUCAGUGUCUAUAUCUUCUCCAUCGUCAUGGCGUUGUUCGGAGUGGUCAUGUUCAUCAUCCACGUUCUGUUGAGAAAGGAGAUCCGACAGGCAUGGAGUCGACAUCCUGUCUACACCGGCCUUAGAAGUCGACUCUCCACUGCUGGCUCUUUCCUCACACCGGCAACCUCCAAGGGCCGCGCCACCAGUACUUCCAGUAGCAACGGUGGUGCUAGCGGCAGCUCAAAGUCCGAUGGAGACAAGUCGGGGGCAGACAGAAGCAGCGUCAUCAACGCCAGCUCCCCUACGUCCGAGAAACCCAGCAAGGUCAUGUGGAUCGGCAUGGACGAACGGGGCAACGCCAAAAGUCCCGACUCGACUACGGUGGCGGACAACGAAACCGACGACCACAAGCUCAACUACAUGAACAGCGGCGCGAGACCUAGCGACGUCUCCAAGCCAGGUCUCCGUGGUAACAAGGAACCGCGGCGAGGCUCAGCACCGGGUGUUGUGGUUCGUGGUACGAGGUCACCACCCUCAACACUGCAAGUUCCCGGGGGCGACCGCGACAGUAGCAGCGGUGACGUUAGCCGUUUCUCUUCGACGGAGAAGCUAGUGUCCCCACACCGCUCCUCAACCAACAUCCCGACGUAAUAAACCCAUUGCGCCAUGACCUGAGUUGUACCACCAACCCCUCCCCCACACAGCCACUUGGGCAUGGCUGUGUGGGGUGUUGAACAGCGCAUUGCUGAUCCCAGCGUACGCGCAUGCAUCACUCACACUUUCCGUAGGUGGCAAUGCACGGUGGGUGUAUGCAUUGGGGACUGAACCACCUUGGGAAAGAUUGAUGCCAGCGUCUGCACUUGAGAGCCUUACGAGAACUUUGAGUAGCCAGCCAUGCUACGUGUGAGCCACUGUGUAGCCUUGCGAGAACUUUGAGUAGCCAGCCAUGCUAAGUGUGAGCCACUGUGUAGCUAGUUAGCAGAACAGCAGGUAUCCUGCAGAGAUGACAUCACAUAGGAAAAUGCUCAGAGAGAGAGCGGCCAUCCCUGCUACUGAGUACUAUGACCUGUAGCAAUCUAUCUGGGCACUAAGCUCCGGUCAGUGCAUCUAUGCGGGUACCACAUGAACCGUGACGUGUGCGAUAUGUGCCAUGUUGCGGCUGCAUGUCACAUGUGGCGUACAUUCGAUUUAUUCUCCAGCUCCUUCUUCAUUAUCAUCACAUGCAUACGUACACUUUCUUCUUCUUUCAAACUCUCUCUCUCCGAGGCUCUCUAUCUAUCCAAUCACCUAUCUCUGUCUUUCUCUUCAUAUGUUCGUUGUAACCACGUGACCUCACGCACUUUCUCAGUUCUUCACCUUGAUCAAAUCAGCGUGCUGCAUGUGCCGGCAAAUGAUACAACUAUCACAUGCCGCAAUGAUUUCUCUUCCGAUACCGAUGCUCUACUCGUCUGCAUGAGGCCCUGAGAUAAGCCUCGUCAGAUAAUGAUCACAGUACCAGCGUGGUGCCGUUGUAUGAUUACUUCAGUGCGGUGUCAUCACCAAGCCGACUUGAGUGCCGGUAUAAACUAGGCAUUGUUGUUGUUCCGACCCCGGACAUGACGCCGUGGAGGACGGUUUCACCUAAUAAUCGGUUGUGUUUAACUUUGAGAAUUGCCUUGCUGGCAUAAUUAUGACAUUUGAAGUUUUAAUAACCACACCUAGUAACUGUCACCUGUCGCUAAUGCCGCUGCAAAACGUUAUUAUGCCUUUGACACGAGUGAUGAUGAUAUAUGUACUUCUUGCACUUUAUACAAUCCAGCAGCUUCAUUGAAUUGAUGGUACUUUUACACGUAGUUUGUCAGUGAUCACCGUGUUUGCAAGUUGUAACCUACCAGCUAGUACUGAUAGGGUCACUGUCAAUGACUUUCCCUCGAACCCUGGCGGCACCCUGUGGUAUUCGGCAUGAUUUUUGUCAUAAUUAUUAUCAUGGAGGCAACCCAUUCCGCUUUCGCAAUCCUUGU